Messenger RNA from Stegastes partitus (bicolor damselfish), 2899 nucleotides. RefSeq names its product voltage-dependent calcium channel gamma-1 subunit. Gene Ontology annotation, biological process: regulation of calcium ion transmembrane transport via high voltage-gated calcium channel; calcium ion transmembrane transport. The record is from RefSeq and is a predicted model, not a curated record. Gene Ontology annotation, molecular function: calcium channel regulator activity; voltage-gated calcium channel activity. Gene Ontology annotation, cellular component: L-type voltage-gated calcium channel complex; membrane. NCBI's taxonomy places the organism in Eukaryota, Metazoa, Chordata, Actinopteri, Pomacentridae. The coding region runs from base 376 to 1068 and encodes 230 amino acids. The transcript has 4 exons.
GUUUGGUCAUCAACUUCCCUGAUCUACCUCAACAGCUGUAUAUCUAAACUUGCAGCCCCUUAGCUGUGCGGCAACUCAUAGUGAGUAGGGAAAGGGGGACUAGAAAGUAGGACAGAGCAGUCUGGCCCCUUUCCUUUCGAACCAGAAGCACAGAUUUGCGGCAGGGGGAGAGAAGACAUUAGUCUUGGGUGGAGAGAGGAAAAGAGAAGAGAUUUUCUGGGAAGCUUGCUGCAGUCACUGAGGAAAAAAGCCCCUGGGACACAGACCGGUGUGUCCACACUGCAGAACAUCACAUUUUAUAGAUUUUUUUUUUUUUUUGUUAAAUUAUAUCAAGGGGAGAAUAUUCACUGAACUGAACUCUCAUCACCUGGAAACAUGCACAAGCGUACAAAGAUAAAGAUUGCCGUCUUCGUGCUGCUGGUGGGUAUGGCAUGCAUGUUCACUGCGGUGGUAACGGACCACUGGGCAGUGCUUAGCCCGCGGGUGGAGAAAGUCAAUGAGACCUGCGAGGCGGCCCACUUCGGCCUGUGGAGGCUGUGCAAGAAGAACAUCUACAUCAGCUCGGAAAACUUUGUGGAGGGGCUCGGCUGCGGACCCAUCAGCCUGCCUGGAGAGGAAAACUGCACCUACUUCAGGCACUUCACUCCGGGGCAGGAUGCCGAGAUAUUCGAGUACAAAACACAAAAAGAGUACAACAUCUCAGCCGCAGCCAUCUCCAUCUUCAGUCUGGCCUUCAUGAUCCUUGGCUCUCUGUGUUUGAUUGGAUCGUGCACCGGUAAAGGCAAAGGAAGAGACUACCUCCUCAAACCUGCUGGCAUGUUUUUUGCAUUUGCAGGUCUCUGCUCCUUCAUCUCACUGGAGGUGAUGCGUCAGUCGGUGAAGCGCAUGAUCGAGAGCGAGGAAACGAUCUGGAUCGAGUACUACUACGCCUGGUCCUUCGCUUGCGCCUGCACCGGCUUCGUCCUCCUCUUCCUCACUGGCAUCGCGCUCCUCAUCCUCUCCAUGCCCCAGAUGCCCAGGAAUCCAUGGGAGACUUGCAUGGACGCCGAGCCGGAGCAAGUUGAGUGAUGAGCGGACAAAAAAAACCAGGACGAGACUGAUUUUCUUUUUGUUUUGAGUACACGUUAGAUUCAUUUCAAGAACAAGAGCUUGUCAUCAAAGAGUAAAGUCAAAAACGAGGGGAAACCGGUGCUGAUGUUAGUGAAUAUUUACCAUGAUGGGAAAUGUACCUGACACUGAAUACGGGCCUUUUGUAUGAGUUUGGUAUGUUUGUCUUAUCUCCACGUGGUCUUCUGCAACACCUUUAUCUUCUUUAUCAAACCUGACCCGUGGCUUUAAACCAACCUUGCUUCUCAGUAAGAGCAGAACUCGCCCACAUGGCAUUCACAAACAUCCAAAGGCACUUUCAAUAUGCUUCCCUUUCCCUGUAACAACUCAAACUUUACUGCCGGCACGUCUAGAAAUAAUGUUGACUGAUGGUAAGUUAUUGUUGCGUAACUACAGGCUCCCAUGUGUCAUUGUCAUGCACUUCUUAGCUUUAAAAAAAACAAGACAUUAACAUUUUGAGAAUAAAAAUAAAUACAGUAAUGGCCUGACAUGGAGGUAACUAGAUUUUAUGUACUGCAUAAUGUAUGAUAUCUUGUACAUAGCUAAUGUAUUUUUUAUGGAGUCACUCAAGAAGUCCCUCACAAUGUCAGUUAAGUAGGUCAAGAUCUAUAUAUUAAACUAUAGGAUUCAUAAAGCUGAAUAACGUCCACUUCAAUCACAAGUUGAACCAAUGGUUUUCGAGCCAAGCAGCUACUCAGAGCAGGUUUGUGUGUGUGCGGUAGGCUGAAUGCUAAACACCCACCCAGUCUGCAGCACCAGUCAUGUUGGAAAAGGUUCAGUUCUAGCAGGUGUACAUACAGGGGCCUUUUACUUUUUAUUGACAGCUCCUGAUCCAACGAGGAAAAAAAAAAAAAAAAAGAGACUGUGUUCAUCUUCAUGCGGCAUCCUGACCUGUAUUUGCAUCCACAAAUUGUGUGCGUUUAAGAAAAAAUAAAUAAAAUAAGUAACGCAGAGAACAUCCACAAUCUGACGGAGGAAUCUAAUCCUGCAUGCCGAGCUGUCACCGGCUGGAUUCAAACACGAUUUCAUUAUCUAGCUGUGAACACCAAUGCAACUCUGAGCGGUGGAAGUUUGUCAUCUUUAAACCACCAAUAUGAGUCUUUUACCUGCAGCUUAGGAUACAUUGUGCAACAAGAAUCUGCAGUAUUAUGAACGGCAAUGCUAGUCGGCCACAGCUUUAUAAACAUUUUGGACAAAAAUGAACAAAGACGAACAUGUCGUGAGAUAAAGAGAAGCAGAAAAAAAUAUAUCUGAAAUCAUAGACAGUCAUAUUCAAUUAUUUCCAAAUGCAGAGUUCAGAAAAGAAGCACUAAGAUUUCCAAACAGAAAACUAAUUAUCCCCCUAAAACUGUUGUGUACACCGGUUGUGGGUAUUGAGACACACCGAAAGCCGUCCCCUAUGCUGUCCUGUGCAUAUGGAGAUGAAAGUUAAUAUAUUUGACCUUCAUGUGCAGAAAUCAGGUGUCGUGUCAAAGCAGAGCACGCUGCUGGUGAUCUGUCAGAGCAGCAACCGUUCAUUUUACGAGCCUCUGAGCAUCGGGGGCAAAAAAAAAAACCCCAAACUAUCUUGUAUUGUUUAUUUUAAAUUACUUUUGGCUUUAAUAUUCAGUUGAAGGAUAACAUACAGGUAAAUAAUCAAACAGAAAUACUUUCUAUACUGGCAGUUUUUCUUAUUUUCGUUGGGUAUGGCAUGUUAAGGUUACGUUUUGGAAUGCGGUAGCUUCUGUGUGUGUGUGUUUGUAAUUUGCUAUAACUUUGUAAUGAAAAUUAAAUCUUGAUAAGCUUUGGAAAA